AUCACGGCGCCCAGCAUGCCCGGAUCCCUCUCGUCAUUAUCCGAGUCAGUGUCGUUGCUGUUAGCUGGCAGUUCAGUGACGAUUCCGGCCUUCAUGAAAGCUCGGACCACAGUUGAGACCGAUACCUUAGCCCAGGCAUCCACGAUCCAUUGGCCAUCUCGCGUUGUUCCCACGGAAACUCUGUGUGGUCUUCUUUACUUGGCGCAGGUUUUCUCACUGACACUUGCCUUCCUUUCCACUGGACAGAGUUACACAGAGCCGACGGAACAAACCAGUAAUUCAUGUUAUGCAAUGUGUCCAGCUGGAUAUCAUAAGGUCGGUGACUGUGUGGAUCGAGCAGGACAGUACAUAUGUAAAAAAUGUGGAAACGCCGAAUACACCGAAGUACCAAACUUAAUACCGAAAUGCCAGAGGUGUGACUCGUGUAGUCAUAUUGAGAAGGAAAUAAAACCCUGCACCUUUAAUAGUAAUGUGGUAUGUGACUGUAAGGAUGGAUACUACGACUCAAACCCUAAUCCCCAUAUAAGGAAUUGCCAAGCACGCAGAUCUACAAGAUGUGGAGGUAGGUGACGCCAUCUUGACUACCAGCAAGAUCCACUUAUUCAGCAUGAUAAAAACACUCUCAAAAGGGAAGCCAUAUCAUGUUUCAGAAUAUUC
Molecule: messenger RNA, 657 nt
Organism: Micropterus dolomieu (smallmouth bass)
Lineage: Eukaryota; Metazoa; Chordata; Actinopteri; Centrarchiformes; Centrarchidae
Product: tumor necrosis factor receptor superfamily member 1B-like
Exons: 4
Coding region: 16-570 (184 amino acids)
Biological process (GO): extrinsic apoptotic signaling pathway in absence of ligand; regulation of stress-activated MAPK cascade; activation-induced cell death of T cells
Cellular component (GO): membrane raft; CD95 death-inducing signaling complex; external side of plasma membrane
Molecular function (GO): protein binding; tumor necrosis factor receptor activity
Source: RefSeq, a predicted model, not a curated record